AUGUCAGCCAACGCACCCCUCCACAUCGCCUGGCGCGGCGUCCCCUUCACCCUCUAUGAAUGCCAACUCGCCUGCGCCCUAAAAAUCUACGUCAAAUUCGAAGACGGCACAAUUCCCGACGAUCAAACGAUCGGACAAGUAAUCGGAACAUCGAGCGGCCUUCAAAACAUGGACUGUGGCGGCUUGGUCGCGCACUUACGGGCCACGAACGAUAUAUACCCCGAAAUGCUUGCCGGCGGUGAGCCGACGGCCAUCUGGGCAACAAAUGUGUGGAACACGUGGCUGGAUCCGUGCGCAGGUCCGGCCGAGACGGCUGUGGGUGUAAUGGAUUGA
Molecule: messenger RNA, 333 nt
Organism: Letharia columbiana
Lineage: Eukaryota; Fungi; Ascomycota; Lecanoromycetes; Lecanorales; Parmeliaceae
Exons: 2
Coding region: 1-333 (110 amino acids)
Source: RefSeq, a predicted model, not a curated record